Molecule: messenger RNA, 432 nt
Organism: Prorocentrum cordatum
Lineage: Eukaryota; Dinophyceae; Prorocentrales; Prorocentraceae
Source: the annotation of a GenBank genome assembly
AUGCUCGUUGUGUGGCUGGCGAAUCUCAAUGGCUUCGCCCAGUUCUUCGCGAACCUGCUGCUGUCUCUGAUCGUUGCCGAGUCCCUCAUGCACGUGAUCGGCGCCGCCCAGCCACACUACAUCAUCGGCAUGGCAUUCGGGGCGGGCCUCUUCGGCAUGUUCAUGCUCUGCGAGGGAUUCAUGGUCAAGCCCCAGGACAUCCCGGACGGCUGGGUCUGGGGUUAUUACCUCGCCUUCCACACUUACUCUUUCGAGUGGUUUGUGCACAACCAAUUCGACGAUGGGACGCUCGUCGGCGAGGCCGUCUUGAAGAGCUUCGAAAUGGAGGAUGUGGACCCGCUCCGGAACGCUCUCAUCCUGUCGGCGUACGCGGCCGUCUUCCAGGCGGCUUACUUCAUAGUCCUGAAAGUCUUCCACACAGGGAAGCGUUGA